Stomoxys calcitrans (stable fly) is the source of this 2687-nucleotide messenger RNA. RefSeq lists its product as uncharacterized. Lineage: Eukaryota; Metazoa; Arthropoda; Insecta; Diptera; Muscidae. The transcript has 6 exons. The record is from RefSeq and is a predicted model, not a curated record. The coding region runs from base 178 to 672 and encodes 164 amino acids.
UUUUUUACCUAAAAGCGAGUGUUGCUGGUCAAGUGAAAUAUUCAGAGGUAAUCAGUUUGAAAAAAUUCUUCGUUGAGGAUAGAACGCUAUAAUUUAGGGAGUAAAAAACGAACGAGUCCUUACUUAUCGAACAUCUUUCAUUUUUCUUGUGAACGCUAACACAAAAACCGAUCCAAAAUGUUCAAGAACCAUUUGGAAAUGAUUGGCCGCAAUGAGAGCCCCAGCAAGAAGGCCAAGUUCUGGCAAUCCUACAUCAGAUCCUUGAAGGGAUCUGAGGAUAUCCGUGCCCACGAGACUCCUAGGGCCGGUCGUUCAUACAGCUCAUACUUAGAUGCUCCCUCCACAUUCAGGAGCAUCUACGAUGAGCCUGCCACCGCCAACGAGCGCGUCCAGUCUCAUGGUUACAGAUAUUUGCCCGUCAGCAGAGAUACCUACGGUUACUCUCCACGUGCCAUCUAUGAUCAUCACUACAGCAGAACAAUUCCAGCUAACUAUGACGCAGAGCGUGCUUGGAAUGAUCAUUUGAAGCGUAUGCAAGAAAUUGAACGCAGAUACCCAUCCCGUUAUGGUUUGUAUCUUAAGGACAAGCCCUUGACACCAAACGCUUUGGUGCCCUUGGAAUAUGAGCCAGAGGACAAAUUGCUCCAAGAACUCAACAAGGCUAGAGUUUGAAAUUUGUUUAAGAGAAAAAUAACAAUAAACAAACAUCACAUUGAAAAUAUUUGCGUUAGUUAGUAUAGAUGAAUGAGCUCAAAACUUAGGAAAUGCAUACAUUAUAAAUAAACUAAAGUAAAUCGUCAAGCAACAAAUAACAAUAAACCACAAGGAUAUCAUACAAGAACAAGCAGAACAAUAUAAUAAAUGUUUAAUAACUUAAAAUUCUUAAAAAAAAACUACAAAAAAAUCAAGGAAACAAACAAAGAUUUACAAAAUAUAUUAAGUCCAACUUUUAAAUAUAGUUUAAAUGUAAACAUAAAUAUAUACUCUGUAAAUUAAAUUUAUAAAAAUCCAACAUUAAUAAAAAAAAAACAACAAAACUAUAAAAACACCAAAAAAAAACCUCCUAAACCAUUUGUUAUGAAUCAAUUACUAAACGGAUUCGUUAAAUGUUUCAUUGUUCGUUUAAGCAUAUCAAGAAAAACAAAAAUAACCAUCAACAAUUCGGAGAACAUGCAAAUCAUGAGUAUUAAAACGAAAAAAAGUUUAGAAAAAUGUUUGUAAUAGCCGACGUAUGGGUUUGAAAGCAGAAUUAGUAAGGGAACAUUGGGACGUAUAAUUUAUUUUAAUUUAUUCCCUUCAUAUUUGUGUUAAUCAUACGCAGGGAUGCACCAUAGAAAGAUCAUUGGUCAUAAAGAAAACUAUUUUAAAACCCGUCGUCAGCUGAUUUUAUAAAGGGAAAACAGAUGAUCGAGCCACUAAAUCCGGAUUUAAAGGGCAGUGUUAACGGGAUUUUAGGCAUAUUGCAGGAUAGAUAAAAACUUAAUCAUAGUCAACAGGGCAUAUAGUUGAUAUGAAUUCAUUACUGUGAUAUUUAAUAUUAUUCAUCAUAUUAAAGGCAAGGCAACAUAAUUAUAUGCCAUGGUGAAACCCAUUCAAUUAUUUUCCUUAAAUUUGGUGACAGGAAUCAUAGAAAUAGAAACCAGUUUUUUAUAUAACCACUAUUAAACCUCCCAUCUGUGUACAGAGAUUCAAAGCAAAGUUUAUUUUCAUUUAGCACCUAAAAGUAUGCUCUAUAUUAAUAUGAGUCAUUUAUAUUAAUAUUAAUCAUACAAAGGGGGGUCCAGUCAUCUUCAUUUUAGGUUUCAAUAACAAAAUAACGAAAGUAUGAGACAUUUUUCUGUUGAACAAGGAUAGGAGACAAUUGUUAGAAACAAUUUUUUCCAAUCAAUUUUUUUAAUUUUUCUUAAAAUAAAUAUUUUUAAUUUUUUAUUUUGGGGUUUAAAGGUAGACAUUUAGGUUUUUAAUUGCAAACAUUUUUCUGAACAUCUUUGAGAUUUGUAAAAAAUUAAUUUUUUUUUUAAAUUACAAUUUAAGCAACUUUAUCUUCUUUAUUCAUUAUUUUUUCUUUAGUUUUUUUAAAUAACCAUUUUGUUUUUGUACAUGAGCGGUUAACCAAGCUAAAUAGAUUAAGUCUUAAUAAUAACCAAAUGCUAAUUAUGCUCGAAAUUAUAAUGCUCGAAAUGUAUAAAUACAGCUGCAUUUAGAAACAAGCUAUGCUUUUAUUGAAUAUUUUUUUUUAUACAAUAUAUAUAACUUUAGUACAUAUGGUUCAUGGAAACUUAAUGUUGUGAACUUUCGGUGUAUGAAAAUAAUCCAUUUGGUUUAACCAACCGCUCAUGUGUAUUAAAUAAAAUUUAACAUCUGUAUAAAUAAACAACAAAAAAGGGAGGAUAAAUUAACAAAAGAAAAGUUAAAGGAAAUCAUGAAGGGAGAAAGUAAAACAAAAUAGUUUAGCUAUUACAGAAAGAAAGGGGUUAGAAAUCGUUCAAAGCUUAAAAAAUAUAUAUUAUCAAUAUAAAAAAUAUAGGCUGCUUAAAUAAAAUUGCAUAUGAUAUGAGACCAAUUUCUUGAAAAAUUAAAGAAAGUAUAGAAAUUUGUAACAAAACCAUUUUCAUUUUUCAAAACUUCAUAUCAUAACUUCUGAAGAACAAAUCGAUUAAAAUACUUCGCACACAUUAGAAAACUGA